ACCACUUUUAAGUAGCAAAUUUAGAUUUAGAACCAAUUUGUUAUUCUCUAGUUGUUAGAAAUAUUGUUUUUACCUCACAUGUGGACAAAUUUGGCCAUAAGGAGCUACAUAUGAAAAACUUGAGAUGAUUGCGAGAAAAUUAAACGAAUACUAGGAGUGUGAAACUAAACUGGUAGUCGAAAUACAUGUUUUGAUUGUUCAUAUUCGAUAGAAGAAAAUGCUAUAACUCAUUGGUGAUGAGGAUUUUUGUUAGAGACAGAAUAGAAUGCAGAUUCACUAGUUAGUCUAUGGCUUACGUGCUGGAUUAGGUCCAAGCAAUAAGAGCGAGAGAGAUACAGAGGGAGAGAGAGAGAGAGGGGUAUGGUGUGUGAUUGUGAAUUUGAAUGCUGGGGCCUUCCCUCCUUUGAUGUUGUAGUUGGACUGGUCUUUGGCUCCAAAUUCCAGUGCAAACCCUUCUUACUGUGCCUGAUGAGUACAAUGUGUGUGCAGUGGCUCCUCCCCCCACCCUCAGCAAUAUUAUUGCUUGUCUUCUUCUGGCCCUCUGAAGCCUCCCCCUAACCAACAAGAUCUGCAACCCUCCUCUUGGUUCUCCUCCCAAUGCCCCUUUUUAUUUCUUUCAGAUGUUGCCUCUCUCUCCCCCUCCUUUACUUCUUGUGAAGCCACAGCUUGGAACAUAGUAAAUUAAUGCCACCACAACACACAUAACAAAGCCAAAGCCAGUCAAGAUAUCAUUAUUCUUUGGCCCCAUUCAACCCCCCCCCUCUCUUUCUCUCUCUUCACUCCUCAUUUAAAAUAUUGUAACCAUAUAUGAUUAGUAUAAUCCCAUGUCAUUUACAGAUCACAUCCCAUGUAUUAAGAUUGAUAGAUUCCCUCUCCCUUGAGAUUAACAAACUUGGCAGUCUCUUCUUGCUCCCCAACUUAACAUGCCAAUUCAACAGCAACCCCCCCCCAGCUUUCACUUUUAUUUGCUUUGACCCCCUGCUUAAAGGGGAAUUUGAUCUUUGGAAAAUGUGUGCUACUUUUUGAGCUUUGGUGUGUUUCUGCUUUUGGGCUCUUCUGUAAAUGGGUAGUUCAUAAUCUUGUUUACCAUAGGAAGCUGUGUGUGGUUCUUUGGGCCAUUGGUUGAUGCACCACCUUAAGCACAUGGCAUUAAACUCUUGGAGUCGUACUUUCCAGUUUGAUUUUGUAUAUGGGGCCUCCUCCUUUAACCCCCAUUUUUUCUGGAGACAAAGCUUGGAUCUUUACAUGUGUUGUGACAGGAGGAGGAGGCUAUGAGCAAAGGAGAUGCAAUCCAAGGUUACAUGUCUCCUGCAUGAAUCUUAUUUGGAUGAUGUUGUAAUGACUCUUAUGUAAGUCCUUCCUCUCCCACUCUCUCUCCAUCUCAAAAGGUCAAAUCCAUCUAAAGGGCUUGUUGCUUGAGAUAACAAAUUUUCUCAAAACAUCCAUAUGCUUUUGAGCAGUACUAACAUUCUUACAAGUUUUCACCUAUCUUCAACAUUCUAUCCAUCUUCAUGGAUGAAACUUCCACCCAAGAAGCUCCUGAAAAUGUUCCUCGCACCAAUGAAAUCAACACAAAGGCAUUGACCAUCAGGAUAGCAGGAUCACCAUUGCUAGAAACUGGAGAGACAUCCAACCCAAUCUCUCCUUCCAUUUCCAUCUCCCCACAUUUGAACUCUCCUUCUCCUCCUUCCUCAGCUUUUGUAUCAGCUUUGCAAUCUCCUUACAUUUCCCCAAGAGCCUUGGAACCCCCUCUACCAAAUAGCACCAUCACCACCACCACCACCACCACCACCACCUCACAGCCCACAAAUGCAAUCCCUUCACCAAUCUCAUACUCCUCUCACUCUGAUGACAUUCCAAGCACUUCCUACACUCCCCCAUCCGAAAGAUCCGAUUUUUCGAUUGAACCAACAGGCCAAAAGCCCAAAUUUUCCGAUGCCGCGGCUCCGCCGAGAAUCUCCUUCUCCUUCCCUGCCCCUCGAAUCUCCUUCACUAAAGGCUCAGCCUCCCCUUCUUCCAACGCAAAACUCCGAAGCUGCGAUGUUUAUAUCGGUUUCCAUGGCCAGAACCUCAAUCUAAGCAGAUUCUGUAAAUGGCUCAAGUCUGAGCUUGAGCUCCAAGGAAUAGCUUCUUUCGUCGCCGAUCGAGCUAAGUAUUCCGACUCCCAAAGCCACGAGAUUGCCGACCGUAUCAUUUGCUCUGCCGCUGUCGGUGUCGUAGUUGUUACUCCUUCGAGCUUUUUGAAUCCUUUUAGUUUGGAGGAAAUCAAGUUCUUUUCUCAGAAGAAGAAUCUGGUUCCUCUAUUGUUUGAUACCGAGCUAGCAGAGAUUACCAGCCUUUUAGAUGGUAAGGAGGAAGAUAAGGAAUGUAAAGAGGCCUUUGAAGGGCUAGUUAAGUGUAGCGAGUACAAGCUCGAAACAAAUGAUACCAACUGGAGAAGUUGUGUGUUAAAGGCUGUCGCAAUCUUAAGAUCGAGACUUGGAAGGAAGAGUAUUACGGAGAAGGAGAAAGAAGGUCCCGAGGAGUUGCCAUUUCCCCGAAAUCGGCAUUUUGUCGGUAGGGAAAAGGAGAUAAUGGAAAUCGAAACUGCUUUCUUUGGGUGCUGUGAUUUUAUUGAUAUAGAGUGCCCGAAGCCAGUGGUGAUUAAUGGCGGAUCGAGUGGGUUGUCGGACGGAUUUGCUGAUGAAGAGAGCGAUACGAUUAGAACCAAUAGUAGAUUCAUCAGUUUGGAGAUGAAAAAGUGCAAGGAGCCUACUUUAGAAGCUUGGAUUGAGCCGGUGUUUGAAAUAACGAGUAAAGGAAGAGGCCUUCAGAAGCAGAGAUCAAAGAGCAGGAAAUCGAGGAGCGGAGGAAACAAAGGCUGUGGUGGUAAUAGUAGUUGCAGUGUUUUCUGCAUAAAUGGGGCUUCAGGUAUCGGAAAGACCGAGCUGGCGUUAGAGUUUGCUUACAGAUACUCCCAGAGGUACAAGGUGGUUUUGUGGGUGGGCGGAGAAGCAAGGUAUUUGAGGCAGAAUGUAUUGAAUUUGUCGAUCAAUUUGGGCUUGGACGUUAGUGCCGAAGGAGAGAAGGAGAGAGGGAGGAUAAAAAGCUUUGAAGAACAGGAGCUCGAUGCUUUUCAGAGAGUGAGGCGCGAGCUAUUUAGAGAUGUACCUUACUUGCUCGUGAUUGAUAAUCUCGAGAGUGAGAAAGAUUGGUGGGAAGGCAAAGAUCUUCAUGAUCUGAUACCGAGAAAUACCGGAGCUACCCAUGUAAUUGUUACUACUAAUCUGUCGAAAGUGAUGAGCGUCGAUCCCAUGCAGCUCCCACCUUUAUCCUUAUCCGAUGCGUUGGUUUUGAUCAAAGGGAGGAGGAAGAAGGACUACCCUGCGGAGGAAAUCGAAGUUCUUCGUAAGCUUGAUGAGAGAUUGGGAAGAUUGAGCUUCGGGUUGUGGGCUAUUGGGUCCUUGCUAUCGGAACUAUCAAUAUCUCCUUCGGCACUUUUUGAGGCCAUCGAGAGGAUUUCCUUCAAUGAUAAUGCCUUCUCUUUAGGUGUUACUGAUGACGGCUUCUGGAGGAACAAUUCUUUCUUGAUGAAAGUAAUGGUUUUCUGCUUCGCCUUAAUGGAUCGAGCUAAAGGAAGGAGCCUUUCGUCACAAAUGGUUCUCGUAGGUUCCUGGCUUGCUCCUGCUCCUAUUUCGUCGACUCUACUAGCUGCUGCAACUAAUAAGCUUUCCGCAAAGGGAAGCGGUUUCCACCAGUUGGGAAAAUCUCUUUCCAUGUCUCUUUGUUUUGGUUGUUUGGACCCACAAUCUCGCAAAAAUGAAUUCGAAUCCGCUCUGUUGCUGGUUAAGCUAGGGUUGGCUAAAAGAGCGAACCGCCAGUCGGGUUUUUGGAUUCAAAUUCACCCGAUCGCACAAAUGUUCGGCAGAAGGCGAGGCGGGCCUUCGGCUGCCAUGUCAGCGGUGCACGGAGUGACCAAGUUGGGCAAUGCUGCAUUGUACUCGGACCACUUAUGGGCUUCUGCUUUUCUCGUAUUCGGGUUCAAAUCCGAGCCCCCUCUCGUUCAGCUUAAGCCCGUAGAAAUGGUCCUUUUCAUCAAGAAGGUGGCGCUCCCCCUCGCGGUCCGGUCAUUCGCGACCUUCUCAAGGUGCAGUUCAGCUCUCGAGCUCCUGAAAGUGUGCACGAAUAUUCUAGAAGAGGUUGAGAAGUCGUUCGUGUCGCAAAUUCAGGAUCCGAAAAAUAGAUCACUAUGUUGGAAGAAGGACAAGAAGCCUCAAUGCAGUCAAAGAGUGGAUGAGUAUUUGUGGCAGGAAGUGACUUUACUGAAGGCGGCGUUGCUCGAGACGAGGGCGAAACUGCUUCUGCGAGGAGGGCUUUUCGACAGCGGCGAGGAGCUGUGCAGGACAUGCAUUAGUAUUAGGACAGUGAUGCUUGGCCAUGGCCAUGCACAAACUUUGGCUGCUCAAGAAACACUAGCUAAGUUGGUGAGGUAUAGGAGUAAGAUAUAGAAAAAGAAAAAGCUCCUAUGCUUCUUCUUCUUUUUUCUUUUUUCUUUUUUCUUUUUUUUUCUUUUUUUUGUCACUUUAUAUGUAUCUUGUUUGUUGGGUUCAAUGAGUUAUCUCAUUUCAAUCUUGCUCAUUGAUAUCCCUCUUAGCUAUUAUUGCUUCUGUAAUUAUACUUGGGUGGAACUGAGUAGCAACUUGGGGCAGUAAUUGUUAUGAAUUAUAUUGGCCUAUUUUUUGUUUUUUAUUUUUU
Molecule: messenger RNA, 4734 nt
Organism: Ananas comosus (pineapple)
Lineage: Eukaryota; Viridiplantae; Streptophyta; Magnoliopsida; Poales; Bromeliaceae
Exons: 2
Coding region: 1512-4487 (991 amino acids)
Biological process (GO): recombinational repair; signal transduction
Molecular function (GO): ATP hydrolysis activity
Source: RefSeq, a predicted model, not a curated record